Dermacentor andersoni is the source of this 5790-nucleotide messenger RNA. Its product is annotated as acetylcholinesterase-1-like. Gene Ontology annotation, cellular component: plasma membrane. The record is from RefSeq and is a predicted model, not a curated record. Gene Ontology annotation, biological process: acetylcholine catabolic process; choline metabolic process. Lineage: Eukaryota; Metazoa; Arthropoda; Arachnida; Ixodida; Ixodidae. Gene Ontology annotation, molecular function: acetylcholinesterase activity.
GCCGCACGUGUCGGACGAAAAGCGAACUCUCGUCAGAGUAACGUAUACCAGGCAGAGCAAUAUUCUGUGAGCUCUGGAUCUUCCCGGUAGGAGGAAAAUGACUGCUGUCAAGGUAUGCCUUCUGGCCUCUCUCCUGGUUGCAGCAGUAUUCCUCGUUGUUGCGAAAGACUCUCCUAAAGUGCGAAUCGACUCAGGAUUUGUAGUGGGCACGCGAGUCCAAGCUGGUGGAACCGAAGUGGACGCCUUCCUCGGAAUACCGUAUGCCGAGCCUCCAAUCGGUGAGCUUCGUUUCCGAAGACCUCGGCCUGUAUCUCCGUGGGAAGGUGCGUACAAUGCGACAUCAAAGCCACGCGCCUGUCGGCAAGUACCAUUCGACUUGCUUGGCCCUCUGGCGCUCGACUAUUCGGGUGCGUCAGAGGACUGCCUCCACGUCAACGUGUGGCGGCCAGCCAGAGGCCAGGAGUGUGCAACUACGCGGAAAAGUGCUGCCUGCCGUAAUGUGCCGCUUCCCACGGUUGUUUUCAUCCACGGCGGCGCCUUUCAGUGGGGUGACUCAGCGCUUUUUCUGUACGACCCCGCAAACUUUGUCGCCCUCGAGGGCGACGUCGUGUUCGUGACCUUCAAUUAUAGGGUCAGCAUGUUUGGCUUCUUGGACGCCCAGGAUCCCGAGUCUGGAGGAAACUUGGGUCUGUGGGACCAAAACAUUGUGCUCAAGUGGGUAAACAACAAUAUCGCCCACUUUGGAGGAGAUCCCGCCCGGAUCACCUUGUGGGGACAAAGCGCUGGCGCCAUGUCAGUAGCGCUGCAUGCACAGUCUUCUCACAGCGUGGGCCUUUUCCAGAAGGCCAUUAUGCAGAGCGGCGCGCCCUUCUCCUUGAUUUUGAACAAGGUCUUCAACACGCGAGCCAGUUUUAAUAACAUAGUGUCAAUGUUGAAAUGCUCCAACAUCACUAACGAAAGCGCAGGUGAUCAGCUACGCGACGUAAUGUACUGCCUUCGACAAGCGGAGGCUUCGAGCGUGUUUGAAGAGAUACAGUCAACGCGCAUUCUUCAGCGAUGGUUUGUCCCUAUCGAGAACGAUACUUUCUUCCCGCACCCGUUCAUGACUGCGAGCUCGUGGGAAAAAUUUGGAGUUCGGGACGUCCUGAUUGGCACAACGGCGAACGAGGGUACCAUGUUCUACAAUAUGGUACUCAGAGCCUUCCCAGCGCUGUCAGAUGCGCAACCAGACGAGCACAGAAUGCUAGGAGCCGCCGCACUGUCGAUGAUGUUCGAAAUGCCGUUAUCGAAAGCACGGCUGCUCGCUGACAUGUAUUACGGUGAAGACGAUGCCAAUCGCACGUACGAGCAAGCCAGGGACAUUACAGCUGAAAUCGUCGGGGACGUAUUCCUCGACUGCCCGACGGAACUGUUUGCCGAUGCCGCUGCGAUGGAUGAAGUUCGUGUGUACAGAUACUUGUUUGCUCACAAGGCUUCUCACAGCUUCGUGCCGGCGUGGAUGGGUGUGGCGCAUGGCGCAGACUUGCUAUACACGCUCGGAUCGCUGACCCUUAUGAAAGACAAAAGACGCUACACAGAACCCUUGGGUAACGUAGGCAAAAGGUUCCUGCAGACGCAGGACUACACAAAGGAUGAAGAGAUGUUCAUGAAGGAGAUGGUCCAAGCUUUCGCCCACUUUAUACGGAACGGCAAACCAGAGUUUCCUUCAGCCGGGUUCGAAUGGCCAGCAUACACAGCAGAGAGUCGUCAGCUCCUCGUUCUGAAGCCGCGAAACUACUCCAUCAUGCAAACGUCGAAGACGGAGAUCUGUGAUUUGUGGAAGAGGGCUGUCGUAACAAGCGACGGAAGCACGCAACUACCACUCGCAGCACAACUACCAAGAGAGCCGCAGAAUUCGACGCCUCCGAAGAAAAAGUGGCCAGCAGCGAAGCCUUCUACAUCAGCAUCGUCUACGAUAUUGCCAUGGGAACUGUUCAUUGUUCUUAUUACACUUUGUCGUAUUUACGAAAGUUCCAUGGACGCUAUCAACUUUACUCAGAGGGGCGUAUUCCAGCAGUUGCUACAGUUAGAUGACAAGAAGGCUUCUGGGCCAGACGGAAUACCUACUGGCUUUUUGAAAAGGGCAAACGACGGCAUGUUAGCUUUCUUCGUCAUUCCACGGAAUGAAACUGAAGCACCGGUGGUCAUCACCGACAGUGGUAAUGUAGCUGGAAUACGUAUUGAGAUAGGCGACCAAAAAGUGGACGCGUUUCUCGGAAUACCUUACGCAGAACCACCAGUAGGAGAACUAAGAUUUCAGAAAGCACGGCCCGUCAAGCCAUGGAACGGAACCUACCAAGCGACUCAGAAGCCAACGCCUUGCAGGCAACUACUCUUGCCAGUUUUCGCCGGUAUAACACUGAACUACUCAAGCGCAUCCGAAGACUGUCUGUACCUGAACGUGUGGAGACCGGCGUCAGCUUGCGGAUCGCCGGAAUCAUGCGAAGUAAAUCUGCCAGUGGUGGUGUUUGUUGACGGUAACGUGUUUCAGUGGGCCGACUCGUCGCUCUUUUUAAACGACCCUGCAAAUUUUGUCGCUCUGACAGACGUCGUGUUCGUGACCUUCAACUACAGAGUGAGUAUAUUUGGCUUCCUUUCCCUAGAAGACUCAGAGAUACCUGGAAACCUGGGCCUUUGGGACCAGAACCUGGUUCUCAAGUGGGUACAGGCCAACGUCAGGCACUUUGGAGGCGAUCCAAAUAAGGUAACGCUAAGUGGGCAGAGUGCAGGGGCAGCAUCCGUUGGACUGCACGCUAUUUCACCCCACAGCAAAAAUUUGUUCAAGAGGAUCGUCAUUCAAAGCGGAAGCCCCUUAUCACUCGUGAUAGGCCUAUUUUUCAGGGGUGUUGGAAAGUUUACCACUAUCACCGGAGCUCUUGGUUGUUAUGACUUGAGCAAAACGCUGGACGAACAAAAGAAGCAGAUUCUGAGUUGCCUUCAGAAAAUGGAAGCCUCGCGUAUCGUUGACACUGUCCAAAGAGUGGAUUUCAUCAAGCAAAUGUUCUCGCCCAUCGACGGAGAUGACUUCUUACCGGCGAGGGUCUUGUCCGUGGACGCCUACAACAACCUGGGCGCGACCGAAAUACUGUUGGGCACUGUCAAAAAUGAAGGGCCCGUGUUUCUCAGUCACCUCAAGCUCGCUUUCCCGCGAUUCAAAGACUUGAUCAUGUCCGAGUAUAGACUGGUAGCCAUCUUGGUCAUGGCGCAAAUGCUGGACAUUCCUGUGUGGCAAAGCCGGAGGAUCGCAACGGCAUACUUUGGGGGCCCUGACGAUAAACGCAAAACGCCCGAAGAAGUAGAGGCCAUUUUCGCAGAAAUGUUCGGCGACGUCACAUUCUACUGCCCGUCGCAAAUCAUGGCUGACAUCUUAGCCCAGCAGCAGGGCGUCAGCGUUUACCGAUACGUGUUCGUUCAUCGUCCUUCGUACAGCCUUUGGCCCGAAUCAUUCGGAGUCGCGCACAGUGACGAUCUUCCCUUCACCACGGGGUCACUCGUGUUCGUGAACGACACAACCCGCCACACGGUGCCAUUGGGACCGAAGGGUAAGGAGGCCCUCUCGUCUGCGCGCUACACGGCUGACGAAAAAAGCUUCAUGGAGGAAAUAGUCACUGCUUGGGGAACCUUCUACACAGAUGGGAAACCGAAGGUGCCGUUAACAGGUGGCAAGUGGCCACGGUACACGUUUGAUGAGCCGUGGGUGAUCUACCUUCAGCCGAACAACUACACGACCAUUGUCGAGCCGAAGAGGAACAUAUGUGAAGUGUGGAAACCAGUGCUUCUCAGGGACCGACGGGCAGCAGUUUGGACCGGCUUCCUGUUGGCAGCAAUCACUAUGAGACCCGCCUUGCCCCUCUCUGUCGAUAUUGGCAGGCGCUCAUUACUGCCGCUGCUCUGCACUGCCUUCGUUCUGGCAUGCAUCACAAGCCGGCGGUUGUUCGCCCAUGCAACAGCAACCUGCAAUGCAGUCGUUCGCACGGAAAAGGGCUUGAUACGUGGCAGAUGUUUGAGCAUCAGCGGCAAGAGCGUGGAAGCGUACUUGGGCAUACCAUACGCCGUGCCACCAGUAGGCUCUCUGCGGUUCAGGAGGCCAGAACCAGCUAUUCGAUGGAGGGGAAUCCUGGACGCCACACAAAUGCCGAAGCCCUGUUGGCAGCUACCACUGAGGUUCCUGCCGAACUUGACCGUCGACUACUCCCAUAUGGCGUCCGAGGAUUGCCUCUACCUCAAUGUAUGGAAGCCCGCCGGCCCCUGCUCCUCGCAAAAUGCUGCAUGUUCGAGGAAGCGCCCGGUUGUGGUUUUCAUACACGGCGGCGCCUUCCAGUGGGGCGACUCAUCUCUGUUCGUGUACAACCCGUCGAACUUCGUCGCUCUCGCUGAUGUCGUUUUUGUCUCGUUCAACUACCGCGUCGGCAUCUUUGGGUUUCUUGAUUCCAAGGCGGCUGGUAUCCAGGGGAACAUAGGCCUGUGGGAUCAGAAUCUUGUGCUCAAGUGGAUCAGAAGGAACAUUGAUCGGUUCGGUGGUGAUCCCGACGAGGUCACUCUACUAGGCCAGAGCGCCGGCGGUAUAUCCGCGGCCCUGCACUCACUGUCCCCGUACAGUCACGGCCUCUUCAAGAGACUGGUGCUGCAAAGCGGCACCCCACUCUCCCUGAUCCUCGGCAUUGCAUUCGGGGGCAGAGCCAAAAUUAUCCUCACCGCUUUGGCAAUGAACUGCUACGACAAACAUAAAAAGCUUGAAGACCAGGGCAAGGCUAUUGCCACCUGCCUGCGGAAAAUGGAGGCACCAGCGAUAUUCGCGAAGCUCGAUUCCCUCGACAUGACACAACAGAUGUUUCCGCCGUCAGAAAACGACGAUUUCAUCCCGGGCAAGGUGCUAUCCGCAGACACUUGGAAGCACUUGGCCGCCAAAGAAAUCCUUCUCGGGUCAGUGGCUGAUGAGGGCACUGUGUUUUACAACCUGCUCAAGGAAUCGAUUCCCAUCUUCAGCAAGCUGCUCUACAGUGAUUAUCGCACUCUAGUCUCCUUUUUAAUGUCGGAGAUGUUCAACAUCGACACUGUGGACGGCGAGAAGCUCGUGAAAGGCUACUUCGGCGACACAACUGAACAACCUUCUGAGAAACAACUGGCUGCCACCAUAAGCAGGAUGCUUGGCGACGCAGUGUUCACUUGUCCAACCGUCUUUUUCGGGCAAAUAGCUGCCGAACAGGGUAUUCACACCUACAGGUACCUGUUCAACUACCGGGCAACCCACAGCCUCUGGCCCAAAUGGAUGGGAGUGGCUCACGCGGAGGACAUUGCUUACACCCUAGGAUCACUGCCCUUCUUCAAAGAUGGAAAGCUGCUAGCACAGCACCUGGGGCCAAAUGCCGUCAAAUAUGCCGACCGCCUCCAUUACACGCCGGAAGAAGAGAUCUUCAUGAAGAACAUCGUCCAGAUCUGGUCCUCGUUUGUGAAAACAGGAAAACCUGUGCUGCCUCCGCCUGUUGUCGAAUGGCCUGAAUACACCCUCGAGAAUCCCAACGUAAUUCACAUAGAGUUGAACAAGUACACCAAGAAACGAGAUAAUUUUCAAAAUAGAUGCAGUCUGUGGAAGCCUAUCCUGCUAGGAACAAAUGCGACGUCGCCUGACGCGGCCACGUAAGCGGGAAUUUCCUCGUCAGAAGCACAAGAUGCUCUGCUCAGUCAAGUCUAGUCAAUACGUGUGUGAUGUCUGUGCCAUUUUGCUUGGAAAUACAAUGUAUUUUGAUGUUC